Molecule: messenger RNA, 963 nt
Organism: Euleptes europaea (tarantolino)
Lineage: Eukaryota; Metazoa; Chordata; Lepidosauria; Squamata; Sphaerodactylidae
Product: olfactory receptor 6M1-like
Exons: 1
Coding region: 28-963 (311 amino acids)
Biological process (GO): G protein-coupled receptor signaling pathway
Cellular component (GO): membrane
Molecular function (GO): olfactory receptor activity; G protein-coupled receptor activity
Source: RefSeq, a predicted model, not a curated record
CAGGAGUUCUUCCUGGUGGGCUUUCCCAUGGACCCUUCCUUCCAGUUCCUUGUCUUCUUCCUGGUGCUGGCCAACUACCUCAUCACCCUCACAGGGAACAGUGUCAUCAUCUUCAUCACCCUGUCUGACCAUCGCCUGCAGAGUCCCAUGUAUUUCUUCCUCCGGAACUUCUCCUUUGUGGAAAUUUGGUUCACCACCGUCACAGUGCCCAAACUUCUGGCCGGCUUCCUUGUCGGCAGCCACACCAUCAGUUUUGUGGGCUGCAUGGCUCAGUGUUACUUCUAUUUCCUCCUCGGGGCCACUGAGUUCUUGCUGUUGGGCGUCAUGUCCUUUGACCGUUACCAAGCUGUAUGUAACCCCUUGCGCUACCCGGCACUGAUGACUGGGAAGUUCUGCCUGAAGUUGGUGUGUGGGACAUGGGUGGCAGCCUUUUUCACCAUCCUUGGGCCUCUCAUCAUGGUCACUGGCCUUCCCUACUGUGACUCCAAUGUCAUCAACCAUUUCUUCUGCGACCGCACACCAUUGGUCAACUUGGCUUGCACUGAUACCGAAUGGGUGGAGAACAUCAACUUGGUGCUGGCCGGGGUUCUGAUCCUGGGCUCCUUGGUGCUGACGGUCAUCUCCUACUGUUUGAUCACCGUGGCUGUGCUCCGGAUCCCUUCUGCGCAAGGUCGGCGCAAGGCUUUCUCCACCUGCGCCUCCCACAUGAUGGUGGUCACCAUUGUCUAUGGCAGCCACAUCUUCAUGCAUGUCCGCACCACCCAUACCUACACAGAGAGGGUUGAUAAAGUGGUGGCCCUCAUGACCAGUGUGGUGGCCCCAUCGCUCAACCCCUUUAUCUACACCUUACGCAACGAGAAGGUUAAGGAAGCUCUCAGAGAUGCUGCAAAGAAGAGAGGGCUGUUUUUCACCAAAGAAGUCAAGGAAAAAAGGACAGACUUUCACAGUAUUGGAAUGAGAUGA